Messenger RNA from Cetraspora pellucida, 551 nucleotides. The record is from the annotation of a GenBank genome assembly. Lineage: Eukaryota; Fungi; Glomeromycota; Glomeromycetes; Diversisporales; Gigasporaceae.
AUGCUAAAAAUCGCUUUGCAUUUGCAUUCUAAUAGAUACGGACUGAUGGCCCAAAGUACAAGUGCUGAGUACGAUUAUUCAAUGAAGCUUUUGCUAAUUGGAGAUAGUGGUGUUGGAAAGUCACAAUUGUUGCACCGUUUCUCGGAUAGAUCUUUUAUUCCUGGUUGUAGGGCUACUAUAGGAAUUGACUUUAAAAAUAAAAAUAUUGAGUUGGAUGGUAAACGAAUCAAGCUCCAAGUGUGGGAUACUGCAGGUCCAGAACGUUUUCGUACGAUUACUACAGGUAAACCAAGAAUAUUAUUCGCUUUUGUAUAUGAUAUUACCGAUGAACGGUCUUUUAAUAAUAUAAGAAUUUGGUUUAGUAAUGUAGAGCAACAUGCUUCUGAAGGAGUUAAUAAGAUCCUCAUUGGAAGCAGUUGUGAUUUGUUCGAGAAAAGGGUAAUUACUAAAGAACAAGGUCAAGCACUUGCAGAUGAAUUUGGAAUCAAAUUUUUCGAAACCAGUGCUAAAGAAAACAUAAAUGUUGAGGAAGCAUUCUUUACAUUAGCCAG